ACAUACAUAUAAACACCAUACCAACGAAAGCAUACUCAGUGAAAUAGAUGAAAGCAAAGGGACAUUCAAAACCAUCAAAACAAGACGAUGGAACAUGAUCGUUCACAUAUUGAGACACGAAAAUGAACUAAUUUAUAGAAUAAUAGAAAAGAAAAUUGAAGGAAAGAGAAAUCUAGGACGUCCAAGAACUUUAUUUGUCAAACAAAUGAUUCCCGAAUCUAGACUAUCGAGGUAACCAGGUGGCAUUGCAUGGCCGUAUUCAGGGGGAGGGUUUUCCGGGUUCAAACCCCCCCCAAAAUUUGUUCAACAUUUUUUUUUUGCCUAUUCACUUGAUGUUUUUUUUCUGUAUUCAAUUGAAAUUCAAUAGAAAAGUGUUUCUUAAUCAAUCGUCUAAGUCGCACAUAAGGUAAAUUAUUAUCCCAGACGUAUUAUUAUUGUGUAAAUAAAAUAGAAUUGUCUACGAGAAUGUCUACGCACAAAAAUUGAAUCUAAAACAGUGCACUGCUUUACGACGGGUAAAACUAUGUAUACAAUGAGAUAAGAUCACGACUGACGUUAUCGUUGUCGCCUGCCCAUAGCUUUGGCUGUUCAUAUGGACGCACCAGAGUAUUUACGUAGUUAUUUUUAGUAUUCUUCAAAUUUUGAUAGUGUACAUACCUUAUUAGAAUAAUCGUCGAUGUUUAAUUUCAACUCGAAUAGAACUAAUUCGGAUAACCGAUUACCGAAUCAUUUUUCUUUUGGAUUCUCGUCAUACAACACACCAUGGCGAUGCGCCGUAAACAUUGCUGUUAAACGUUUCUAUUGAUCUGAAUUCCAAUUAAUACACAAAAAUUAAAUACCGAAAAUGAAACGAGUUCAAAGACAAUUGGACAUCACUGCAUUUACACAAAUAAAAAAAGAUAAGACAAACAAUCCAAAUUCUGAAUUUCAACCAGUUGAACCUACUAAUAUUAAUUAUUCGAAUAAAGAUGUUUCUAUUGAACAAGCUUACUUAGAAGAACUUCCCUCAGUUAGCAAAAAUAGUACUGAUAUUCACAACCUUACUUCAAUGCAUAGCAAUUAUACUCCUUCUGUUUCUACCAUGUCCAAUAAUUUUACUAAAACACCCAUAGUUGGAGUAAAUGAUAUUGGUAAUUAUGUCCAUAAUUUAGAAAUUAACGAUUUAAAAAAAGAGGAACUCUUAAAAACUCCGUGGGUUCCUUCUUCAACAUAUAUUUUCCCUGUAAAAACCAAAAGAAAUUUACGAUUUCAAUUAUCUUGGAUAAAACGAUUUCCAUGGCUUAGUUAUUCACAAUUAUUUGAAGGAGCAUUUUGUAGACUAUGUGUUUUGUUUGCUCGAGAAAAAGGAGGUAAUGGUAGUCAUCAAAAAUUAGGUGCACUUGUUUCUAAAGAGUAUACUAAUUGGAAAAAUGCUUUGCAAGACUUUCAAUUACAUGCUACCACAUCUUAUCACAAAUUGUGUGUCGAGAAAUCUGAUAGUUUUUUAAAAGUGAAUGAAGGAAUAUCUAAAAAUAUAACUGAACAACUCAGUAUUGAACGUUCUAGACAGAUUGAACAAAAUAGAAAAAUUUUACUUUCUAUUAUAAAAACCAUAAUUCUUUGUAGUAGGCAAGAAAUUGCUUUUCGUGGAUCAAACGAUUAUGGAAAUGUAAUGAACAUAAAUGAUUUUAAUGACGGAAAUUUUAGAGCUCUUUUACGGUUUCGUGUAGAUUCAGGUGACACUACGCUAGGAGAACAUUUGAAAAAUGGUCCAAGAAAUUCUUUAUAUACUAGUCCUGGUAUUCAAAAUGACAUAAUUUCUAUUUGUGGUGAAAUAAUCAAGUCAAAAAUUGUCCAAAGAGUAAAUGCUGCCGAGUGCUUUUCUGUGUUAGCGGACGAAACUACAGAUAUUGGAAGAAUUGAACAAAUGUCUGUAUGUUUGCGUUAUUAUGACCAAAAAGAUAAAAAAAUCCGAGAAGAUUUUUUAGAAUUUACACCGGCUGUUGAUCUUAGUGGAAAAGGACUAGCAACUUUGAUAAUGGGGUGUUUACAGAAGAACAGUAUACAUUGUCAAUUUUUAGUUGGACAAGGUUACGAUGGAGCCUCUGCCAUGAGUGGAUAUUUACAUGGUGCUCAAGAAUACAUAAAAAAAGAUUUUCCCAUGGCACUUUAUGUACAUUGCAGUGCUCACUCGCUCAAUCUAGCGUUGGCCAACGCCUGUUCAUUGCCCUCAAUAAGAAACUGUAUUAGCACCAUUCAAACUGUUGGAACAUUUUUUCGCUCAUCGGCUCAAAGAAGUGAAUUAUUGAGAACAACUAUUAUCGAAACUCUUUCAGAGACAAGGCAUACCACAUUAGUUGCAUUAUGUGAAACUCGUUGGGUUUAUAAGCAUGAAAGUGUCAUGCGGUUCAAAGAACUAUAUCCCGCUAUUAUUGUUGCAUUGGAAAAAUUGGAGUCAUCAAUAAAUAAAGAAACUGCUCAAAAGUCUUGUCAGUUAUUAAGUACAAUUAAAGACGCUAAAUUUGUUAUACCUCUCGUAAUAAUUGAAAAUAUUUUUUCGUAUACAUUGACAUUGUGUAAACAGCUACAGACAAUUAAUGCUGAUUUAGUCGAAGCAUGCAAUCAUGUUGAUGAUGUGUUAGCCGUAUUAGACGAAAUGAGAGAAAAUAACAAACAACAUUUUUCAGACCUGUUUUCUGUUGUUGCCAUCAUGUUGAAUAAAAAUAAAGAAGACAUUGUUUUGCCUCGUAUCGCUAAUAAACAAACACACCGUAGUAAUGUGCCCUCUCAUAGCUCUGAAGAGUAUUACAAUUUUAAUAUUUUUUUGCCAUUUCUCGACUAUAUCAGAUCACAGCUUUGUGAUAGAUUUCAGAAACACAAAUCUUUAAUAAGUUCAUUACAACAAAUCAUUCCAAGUAAAUGUAUAAUCGCUACCAAUGAAGAAAUAAACGACUGUGUAAACUUUUAUUCUCAGAUAUUGAUUGAGCCUAAUGCUUUCAAAGCUGAAUUUGCAAUAUGGAAGACAAAGUGGCUAAAAGAAGGAUCUCGCCCAAAAACAGCAAUUGCAGGACUUGACAAUUGUAACCCUCUUUUAUUUCCUAACAUAAGGAAACUUCUACAAGUCUUAGUUACUAUGCCUAUGUCAACAGCGACACCAGAAAGAACAUUUUCAUCUUUAAAAAGAUUGAAAACGUAUCUCAGAAAUUCGACUAGUGAAACACGCCUCAAUGGAUUGGCUUUAAUGUCAGUUCACCGGGACAUCAAUGUUGAUCCAGAAGAGGUACUUACUCAGUUUUCAAAAUCAUCUAGAAAAAUAAUGUUACUUUAAAAUUAAUAAUCCUAU
Messenger RNA from Sipha flava (yellow sugarcane aphid), 3322 nucleotides. Its product is annotated as 52 kDa repressor of the inhibitor of the protein kinase-like. The transcript has 2 exons. The coding region runs from base 845 to 3307 and encodes 820 amino acids. The record is from RefSeq and is a predicted model, not a curated record. Gene Ontology annotation, molecular function: protein dimerization activity. Lineage: Eukaryota; Metazoa; Arthropoda; Insecta; Hemiptera; Aphididae.